Molecule: messenger RNA, 8971 nt
Organism: Paramuricea clavata
Lineage: Eukaryota; Metazoa; Cnidaria; Anthozoa; Malacalcyonacea; Plexauridae
Source: the annotation of a GenBank genome assembly
AAUAUUUAUGUAUUUGUGACAAUGACUUUUUACUUAAUAUUUAGGUCGAAUUUCAUUUGUGCUCAUCACGCGGCAAACAUGAUGGUACCAAGAAAGCAAGGAUUAAUUAUCAAUAUAUCUUCUGGUGGUGGAUUACGAUAUACCUUUAAUGUGCCUUACGGAAUUGGGAAAGCUGCGGUGAGUUUUUUUUUACAAUGCUUAUAGCUAUACACACGAUUCGACAUGUCCAGACCAUUUCUCAUGCCUGUAUUCUGAAAGCUCCCUCACACACAAUGAGACUCAAUAAGUGCAACUCAAUAUUCACGGAGUCUCCACUCAUCCUCACUGAGUGUAAGACUACACUUAUGCACCCUCCAACCAUUCAAUGACAACACUCACCCUCAAUUUGUGGCCUGAAUAUGAGUAAAACUUGAGUAAACGAUAUACGUCCCUCGAAUCACCAACAUUGAUGGAAAGGUGGCUAAACAAAUUAGAAUAUUUGAAUAAAGUUCCACCAAAUUGCAGGAAUGAACGGACGUUAAAUUAUACUUAUUGUCAGAGCUAUGUCGAGGAACGUUUCCGAGCCAGGUACAUGUGUUAAUGCAGGAUGGUUUUCGUAAUCUACUGAACAUAAUCAGGAGAAGUAUAUCUGCAAUUAAUGAUAUACAGGUACCUGUCACGUUUUAGGGGAGUUACUAUUUUUAGACUUUAAUUUGUAAUUUUGUAUUCGUUUGUAUUUUAAACUUAACCCUAAUCCUAACCCUUACUCUAAUCCUAACCCUAAUCUUAAUCAUCACCCUUUCCCUAAUCCUUACCCUAAAAGUCUAAAAAUAGUAACUCCCCCUAAAACGUGACUCAUAUGUGCAUGGGUACAACUGUCUAUACAGAUAAUGUAAAUGUUAUGAUUCUAAUCCACUGACAACACUAAUAAGAAACGACACUUUUAACUCAGACAAGUCGCACUUGAGUCAAGUGAGCUCUAUGGAUACAAAUGAACAAGAUGUUUUAAUUAAGAGACCCCCAUAUUUCGAGUUUUUCACUCAGACUCGCACUUCAAUCCCUCUUUAGUGCGCGACACUUGAAUCUCACUCAAGGGUGAGUGUGAGUGAUCUUUUACAAUUGACUUUAGAGGUCAUUACAUCACGUCACUCUCAGGGAAUGAAUAUUUGACCCACGUGUAUCCUAUACAUUGCAAUGAUUAUGCUUAAUGUUUUGAUGGAUUGGAAAUUACGUGGCGUAAACACUUCUAAGAGUUACACUGUAGAGGCGCCAUGCAGUCUUGCUCUAUCGAUAUCCUCUUUCCUGGUCAUGCAACAGAACAAUAUGAAGAACUUUAAUUAUGAAGAACCUCUUAUCUUACAGAACGAUCGUAUGAUGGCUGACAUGGCUGUAGAACUGAGGAAACAUAAUGUAGCUACAGUUUCAUUAUGGCCUGGUCUUGUAAGUACAGAGGCUAUUAGUGACAUGAAGGAUGGGAAAUUUGGAGAACGUGCCAGUAAAGUGGUAUGUGCUGUGUUCCAGGAUUUUUAAAUCUAGUUGAUUUGUUGAUUUUACGUUAAUUGACGGAUCUACUAUAUAUUGCAUGAUAUCUGAAGUGUAAUCCCAGAUCAGAGGCCGCCGGGAGGGUGCGCGGGCAAACUUUUCCCAGGACGUCAAAAUUUUAAAACAGGAGAAACGGUGUUUUAACAAUACAUUAUACACUUUAUUACAUAUUAUCAGUAUCCGACACUAACGCAACUAAGAUUUAUAUUUUCAGUUAGGCAAUCUUAUAUGAUCAAGCAAUUUAAAUAUAUCUAUUUAAAUUAUCUUAUAUCAAACUAUAAAAAAAUGUAAUGGGUUGAUAGGAGUGUCGUUGAAGUAACUCGAGCUUUGAUGGUUAGAUGAUCUUACCUGAAAUAGUGUGGUAUUGAUAUCAUUGAAAAGUACUUUCUUUCAGAAAAUUUGCAUGCUAAAGUUCAGAAUUCUCUUUUUCGUCUAUUUUUCUUGAAUUCACUAGCGAUAAGCCAUCAAAUUAAAAACACAGUGAGUUGUUCGUUCAACAAAAAUUCACAAAUGUUUACGCGAUCUUUUAUGACAAAACGGAAUGUUCUGAACUUCGGGGGCUCCUUACAGUUAGUACAGUUUUGCACACGAUUUAUAUAUAUAUUAGUCGUCAUCCUCGCGACCCUUGGCCUUCGCUUGGAAUGUUUGCCGCUCAGUAAAGAAAUGGAACAAGUCACGAGACGGUUUUUCGCGCUUUUUUAGAACUCGAACAGUACAGUACGUUUGUUAUUAACGUUUUAACAUACAGUAUCUUUUAGUGCGGUUUAAGUUCAGUAUUCAUUUGUCUUUUAUAAUCCUCUGUGCAUAUUUUCAACUUAUUGUGUCGCGUACAAAAAAGGGGAAUUUCGUUCUCGACCAAUCGUAUCAAUGCACUAUUUGUUGACAUUUUCGCUCUAAGCCAAUCAGAAUGCGUUAUUGGUUACUACUUCCAGUAAAAACAUACAUUUGAACAGAAAAGUUCUAUCUUAACUAAAGCUUCGAGGGGGUCAGGGUUUUUAAUUUCUUUCAUUGGAUUCAACAUGGCAAGGUAAAAUAAGAAAUUUUCUAAAAUUUGGCACCGGAUUACUCACUGUGGCUAGAAAUUUGCGACAACAUGGCCGAAACGCAGGCUUAGCUCCUUUGUGAUGUAAAUAUUAAGUGAAUAAGUUUAAUAACUUGCCUUUUCGGCUUUUGUUGGUCCUACAAAACAAUUUUGCAGGAAUUUGCACAUAUAAUCACGCGCACUUUACUAGUAAUCCAAGUUAUUUUCACGACGAAACCCCAUAAUCGCUUCAGUUUUCAGGCUGAUCGUACAUCAACAUUGGAUUUUGUUCUCCCCAUGAAUUUUAUCACAAUUUUAUCUAAAGAUAUUAUAUCAAUACUGUUUCCAAGUAGAGGAAAGAAUGGUAUAUUUUGCCUUUAUUUUCCAUUUUAAAAUCGCCUUGUUACUUCGCUAAAACGCGAUGCAAGCGCAUCGAAAUUUUGCUUUUUUUCAUAUUCUUGUUCGUGAUUCAUAUUCAAUAAAGGUGAGAUAAUAUCAGCUAGUGACGUAAAGUAUUAAAUGCUGGACAUAAUUAUGUCACUGACAUGCUUUACUUAUCAUUUAGCUAUUGUCCAUUGUCCAACAGUUUUAAAAAGUCAUUUAAAGUCAUUUGUCUAGUAAAACAAGCGAGGAGUUCUCACUUACCGUUCUUUUUCUUUUCCGACAACUAAUCAGUCGCUCCACAGAAUAAUAUAAAGGAGUUUGAAGUGUUUGCCGACGAGAAGGAAGCAUGUCUUUAUUGGGCAUAUACAUUUAAAGAGCGUUUCUUUACGUACUUUCCGGCUUUUCAAUAUGUUCAUUAACAUGACGUACUGACGGUGCGUGCGCCUGCAUUGCAAACCGCUGGCUGUCGCAGAUUUCUAGCCAUAGUUAAGUUAUCGGCAUUCGAACAGCGGCGUAUAAAAAGCGCGAAAGUUAGAAUACCGAUAAUUUUAGAACUAGACAAUAAAACGCAAAUCCCAGCGCCAAUUUUUUAGAAAAUUUCUUAUUUUACUUUGUCACGUUGAAUCCAAUAAAAAAAUUUAAAUCAUGACCCCUCGAAGCUUUAUUUAAUGCAUCACAGUCAACCGUGAUGCUUCGCGCGCUAUGUGAUUGUUUAUAUAUACGGGGAGCUAAAAAUAGUGUUGUCUUCGAAAAUAGUUAUACACUAAGAAUAAUAUGCAAAAAUGCAAUAGCUUUAUUAUAAACAAAAAGACUUUAAUACAUUUAAACGCUGGUGUUUUGAUGUAAUCAAACCAUGCACAUCGCCUGCUACGUUCACGCAGUUAGUCCAUGCUUUGAUGCAGCAGGAUUUCGGCGAACUCUUACUCGCUAUGCGAAAGCCCAGGCUUUCUUUCCUUUCCGUCCAAAGGACGUUGUUCAAGUUUCGUUGAACUUGUGAACGGUAUUUUUUUAAUAUAACCUCACUUGUUGGUCUUCCACGAAGGGAAAUACAGAGUCCAUGAUUAGCCAUCUACUUUGUAAAAUGAGAAAACGUUCUAAAAUCAUUGGUUAAGAUAAAAAGACACGCCAAAAUCUCAAUCAAUGAUCUAUUAACAUAUUCCAACUAUGAAAAAUAUGACAUCGUCUAAGAAUAAUCCAGAUUGAUAAGGAUGCGCGCUUCGGAUGUCAAUCUUUCGUUACAAAAGUGGCUAAUAAAAUGCGGGUGGAAUACAAAACAAUCAAGACAUUUUAGCGCGCAAAGCAUUGAAUAGUGAUGUAUUUACAUCGUGUGUUUUUUACAAAAUUAAUAGUCAUUUGCAUUUGUCAACUUUCAUUUAGUUCGAGACAUUUGAGGGCGAAUACAUCGAGACUCCAGAGUUUUCAGGGAAGGCAGUGGUGGCCUUGGGGAGCGGUAAGUCAACGUCAGACAUGCAAUAACGUUUAUGUUGUAUUAAAGUGUAUAUUGUAUAAAUAGAAUGUUGAAUAAUUUCAAAAAUCCUUAAAAAAUCUUUUGAAGACAUAACGUCUAUUCUCUCUCAACACACAUGUUUAUUUUGAAAUGAUUCAUCGAACCCCGAACGCAGGCAUCGACAGGACAGGGCGACGUUUCUUUAUUGAAUCAAGGCGUCCGCUCUACAGAGGUUACUGCGUUCACGUCAAUUUAAAACUCCACUAUUAAGCCUGGUUCACAUAUAUGCCUGCGACGUAACCGGCGACGAUGCCGGUGGUAGCUUAAAACGUAAAUUAUGUGAAUAUUUGUUCGCCGAUUGCCUCCAGUGCCACAGUUACAUCGGCGGUAGGCCGGGAAAGUUGACUUCAGUUCAACUUUGCCGGUAUUUCGGCGGCAAGUAGAGGCAUAAUGAUACAGUCGCAGGGAUACCGCAGGCAUAUGUGAACCAGGCUUAACAGAUUAAAUUAAGUAUACAAGGACUACAAGCUAACUGAAAAGAUGUCUACACUACAAAGUGUUAUUAAGUGUUGUUGGGGUUUUGGUGGAGCAGUCGUCAGAGCAAGCGCCUUUAACCUCCGAGAUCGUGCAUGGGUUCAAUUCUCGCUCCGGCGAAAGUCGUGUGUUUUCUCUGGGUCACCGGGUGCUCCAAUUUCUAGCUUACACAGGGAAAGUAGUUGACAGGGAUGGGUUGGGAUAAACACGGUUAAGAAUUCAAAGUAAUAUCACAAUUGUUGUAAAGAUAAAACAAUCUGGGCUAAUACUUGAUGUAAAGCCCAUUUGAUCAUAUCCGCAUCAGGGCUCGAAUUUUAUCGCGGCAAUUGCCGUAGAGAGAGAACAAAAUGCCGUGGAUUAUUGCAGCAACGACGGCAAUUUUUUGCCGUAUAGUGCAAUUUUUAUACUAUAUUCACUGUGCUUUACUAUUUUGAAUUUUUGAUACUUGAAUUCAGAUGUUGAUCAAAUAAUGCAUUUUAGUCUCAUUUUUCUUCGAAAAAAAAAACACUGAAGAAAUACAGGUACGUAGACAUGUUUCUAGCUUGUCAAAAACCAAAGUAACAAUAAAAUUAAAGUUUUUUACAGUAAUUUGAAAAAUGCCGUGGAAACUGCCAAAAUUGCCGUAGAGAGCUGUUACGUUCUACGGCAAUUUUUAGCACCAUUGCCGUCGAUUGAUUUCAGGGAAAUUCGAGGCCUGAUCCGCAUGUAAAGUUGCGCUGUAGAAAUGUUAAUCGUAAUCGUAUUAACUCAGGGUUAACCACGAUUGACACUUAACUUAAGAGUUAAGUCAAUUACUUAAGGGUUAGCUACUUAAAGGGUUAACAAUAGGAAGUGCAUGUUAUUAACUCAGGGUUCCCACCUGAUUUUCGGCGUCUUUCGAACAGACAGACGCUGGUUAUUUCUCGAAAUUACAUUCAGAGGGUUAAAUUACAGAAUAUUCACAGAGAGACGCCCUCGGAUCCCUUAUCCCCUCCCCGCCCCUACAGGUGCCCACUUCUUUCAAAAUGCCUCGACUGGAAACCUUGUUAGCUGCAUUCAAAUUCAUUAAAAUAUAUAGGUGGUUUGCGUCGAUCACCUCGGUGUGCUACUACAUUGUACAUGUAGAUCUCAUACAAUGACAAACUAUUUAAUACGAAUCAAUGUUUUGUGGCAAUACGUAUUUUGUGUAUCUGCAAAUGCACCUGAUCACGAGUGAUAUUGAAUAAAAGGGGCAGUUACUAUUGGGCAUCCAAUGGGAGCUUAUUUCUUUAUAUAUAUUUGCUUUUCAUCCGACAAUAAUGAGUAGAGACGCCUAUUUUUGAAAAGCAGCCUGCUAUUACAAUUACUAACUUAGUGAAAACACUGCUGUUCAAUACCUUACUUGCAUUAAAAUUCGCGUCGUACUCAUUUUCGCUCAGCUUUAAAUUCGCGCGAUUUAAUUUCGCGCACCUUGUUGAGACUUAUUCGCGCAGCUUUAAAUUCGCGCACGUAAUUGUCCGUGUUCGUUCUUCUUGGUUUGUUUAAUAGAACUAUCAACAAUUAACGCAUUUAUAAUGAGUAUUUGUUAUCAACAAGUUCUUCAGUAUUUGUUAAAGUGCUACUGCAGCGAAUUUUUGGACCUAGUUUUUUUUAGCUUAAAUAAAAAUUCAGUCCUUUAGAGGCAUUUUCAUAUAUAUUUGACCAUCAUGCGAUGCUUAGAAGUUGCCUAAUUUAACCUCUGAAGUUGGGUAUCGCGUGCGAACUUUUCCGCCGCCAUAUUGAUGUCGUGUGACGUCAUAAGAUGAACGGAAACGAAGAUAUGAAGGUCGUAUUUGUAGUAAAUUAUAUGGCGCGUCAACAUAUUGCAGUGGAAUUUUUGGCUAUUUCACUUGCUUAUGACGCAAAUAACUGAUUUUUAAAAAUCGAAGAACAAGUGCUAUAUCUUAUUGUUUAUUUGACGGCGGAAUGACGGUUAGAGACUCAGAUAAUAGGGUCAGUACUGCAUCUGGAACUGGAAGUCAACGAGUAUGGACUCGGCUAAGUCGGCUUUGAAAUACGAUGAUGAACCAAUUGCCUAACAGCUUUUAUACAGCUUCACUAGACGAAGUGAUAGAGACAUUAUAUAACGCUGCUGCAGAUGGGCAACUACCAUCUGUCACUGUGUUGGAGCAAUCGAGCAAUGGUACAAUACCUGUAAAAUUAGUGGUAAGUAGAUCCUUUUUAUUGCAUAUAUAUUUAUAUUGUAUUGUGCUCGCCUCGGUAUUGUGUCUGAUUGUUUGAACACAUCUGGUGUGUGCAACUUAAUAUUUAUUAUAAACUGGAUUGUGCGUGACAAAAAUUAUAAUAACGUUUAUAAACACAACCAUAUUCAUAGCCUAAUAAUUCGCAAUACUCAAAAUGAUUUUGAUUUUGUUUUUAAAAUUAAUAGAUAGCGAUACGUGUAAUUGGCAAUUAUGGGCUGUGGUUCUAUUGAUGGCUAGUUUUACUUGGAUGGGAAAACAGAAGAAAAUAAUUUCCAACAACAAAGACACAGCUGCCUAACGUUUGAGCAGAAAAGCGGUCGACUUUAGUUGGAUUAGGCAGAUUGUGACUGAGUCAGUAAUGUCAGUUAACCAUUGAGUCAAAAUUGUGCCACUGUGCAAUAUCACAUUUACUGUAAUAUUUUGAAAUUAUAUUAAUCUUCAAAGUAACCAGUUAAGUUGCAUCCCUCAUAUAUGUUUUGUGCACAAAUAUAUUUCUCACAUAAUAUUGCGUACCAGUACAAUAUUAUACUAUUGUAUUAUUAUAUUUAUUGUUACUUUAUAUUAUGCAAUAUGUAUUAUUGAUAUGACUGAAUAUAACUCCAAUGGCAUCGUUUCUCUCAAAAUGUCAUCAGAUGUCUCAGUGACGAAACUAGGUCAAGGCAUGCUGACUUGUUGUCUUUAUUUCAAUCUCAAGAUGCUCUGGACAAGAAACUAACUUAACAGGAGAUAGUCUUUUUACAACCACAAAUGAUCUAAAACAUAAGAAAUGUUGAACACUUUAGACUAACUAUAUAGCAUCAUUUGCGCAAAAUAUUCACCAUGUGUGCGAACAUAUUAAUUUGUUACCUGAAAUAUUUGCUUUGCGUCUAGUUGUACUUUACCCAGGGGAACAAUUCUAGCCAUGUGAAUUGUAUAAACAGUUUCUUCCUUCAGUAUUCUUUCCAUUUUACGAGGUUUUGUCAAUGAAAAUAAGAUAUAGCACGAAUCUUCAAAACAGGCUCAAAUCAAAAUACUAGGUUCGCAGAUGCGUGAAAACCCGUGGUCAAUGUUUACGGGUAAAAUUCACUAACUUUCUUUCAAACUGUGGAUCUGUUUCUUUGUUGGGAAAUGGAUGCAUGGGUAUUCCUUCAGGCUGUUCAGAAUUCGUGCAAUAAUCUAAGUUAGAACUGCCAGAAACACGGCCUUCGUCUCCGCGUUUGUUGGUUUUACUAUAAUUUUAAUACGCCAUGAUGAAAUCGUGUUCAUCUUAUGACGUCACAUGGCAUCAAAAUGGCCGAUCAAAUGACCAAUUUCAAUUCUGUUUGUGGUAAACUGGUCAGGAAGGAAAGCACUUUUAAUUAAGCUAAAAAAUGAGGGUCGAAAAAUUCGCUGCAGUAGCACUUUAAAAUUUAAUCAAAAAGCGAUUAGGUGACCUAAAAAAUGGCUUCAAAAUUAUGUAAUGUAAGCAAAAUUCAUGAUAACAAUUAAUAAAGCGUGAGUUAAAAAUACCAACAAGAACUGAAAAAAUAUGGUUCUCAUUUGUGCAAUACAGUAACAUAAUGCAAAUAGUAAUGCAAAUCAGUUAAUAACUCAACUGAUUUGUAUUACUGACAAUGAGUGUCUCAUAUUACACCACAAAGCUUUUCGCACGGAUUAUAUUUCGCGCAGUACUAAAAUUCGCGCACCCAGCGCUGCGCGAAUUCUAGUCCUGCGUGAAUUUUAAUACAAGUAAGGUAAUACAUAAGUUAGUAUAUUCACGACUCACGAUAUUAAUUAAUCUUUUUUACAGAUAAAAACAUCAUGAAAAAGACAGGAAAAAUACUUUUAGCAGCUGAACUUGGCAGGGAAUAUGGUUUCAAAGAUGUGGGAGGUAAAUUUCACCCU